Notothenia coriiceps (black rockcod) is the source of this 753-nucleotide messenger RNA. Its product is annotated as ubiquitin-associated protein 2-like. Gene Ontology annotation, molecular function: protein binding. Gene Ontology annotation, cellular component: cytoplasm; nucleus. The transcript has 8 exons. The record is from RefSeq and is a predicted model, not a curated record. The coding region runs from base 76 to 753 and encodes 225 amino acids. Lineage: Eukaryota; Metazoa; Chordata; Actinopteri; Perciformes; Nototheniidae.
GUCUGCUGCUGGCCGAGUGAAGCGUGUUAGCAGAUUUUUCUAUUUUGUACAUACAGAGUUUUGUAUAUACUGUAUAUGAUGAGCUCGCUGGGCGGCGAAAAGGCCCGGGGCCCUCGGGAAAAAGCGCUGCCUGCUGCUACUCAAACAUCACAACCACAAAAACAGAUACAGGCUACAGCUGAGCAGAUCCGGCUCGCACAGGUGAUCUAUGACAAGAAUGAUGCGGACUUUGAAGGCAAAGUUAACCAGCUGAUGGAGGUGACUGGGAGGAACCAGGAUGAGUGCAUGGUAGCGCUCCACGACUGCAACGAAGAUGUGAGCAGAGCCAUCAACUUUCUCCUGGAGAGCACCUCAGACAUGACCUCUUGGGAGACGGUAGGGAAGAAGAAACCGCUGGUGAAGGAGGGUCCGUCAGACAGCAAGGAGAACAAGGAAAACAGGGAGAAGAAAGGAGAGAGGGAGGCGAGCAAGGGCCGUGGGGCUGCCAACCGCAAGGGCAGGGGGGCCAGCCGCAGCCGACCGGUGCGUCCAGAGGAGAAUGGGGUGAUUGAAGUGAUGCCCGUGGACAGAGGUGCAGAUCGAGGUCGCAGGGCCAGAGGUGCGGGACGAGGAUCUGCAGGAUCUGGAGGUCGAGGCCGAGGCAGAGGACCACCAGGGACCCGGUUCUCGGCCCAAGGCAUGGGGUAUGGUGACAACAAGCACGUACAUGGGUUUUAUAAGUACCGGCCUACUAAUGGUAUUCUACAGACGUAA